AUGUUCUCUAGGUUAUUCUCUUACCUAUGCAGGGGUCACUCUUCAAAGGAGGGAGAGCAAUUCGCGGAGUGGAAUGUCGAGCUGCUUACCACAGCAAAUGCAAACCUUGCCUUGCAGCUCGAAAGAGCAGAUAGCAAAAUCAAAAACCUCAAGGCUAGACUUGCAGAGUCAGACCUUCUUCUCGCACAUGCCCAAGCCCGUAUGGGAGAUUGCAACUAUGUAGGUCUGCCACUGGAUGAUGAUCUCUUUGGGACGACGGAUUCCUUAGUGGGUUCAAAGGCCGCUCAGCGCUUCAACUGGAUCGAUGAUAUCUGGUUAUGCACCAAUCAGGGGUAUCUUAAGGAUGCAGAGAAAGCUUGGAAAAAUGGGGAUAUUGAGUCUGCACGAAGUACACUGGAAACUUCUCUCAUGGCCAGCUCGUGUCUGUCGAUAUCUGAAGCCAUCCAUUCUCGAGUGUUCCUUGCAGCUAUCCUGUAUGCCAUCGGUAAGUACCAUGAAUCUCUUUUCCAAUUGGAUCGUGUAAUGAAUGAUACCUCCGCCCGAAGUGAAGUUCCGCACUUUCGGUAUAGGAAUAUUGUGGGCACCGCAUACUUCAUUGAGGCUAUGGAUUUCAUGGCAAUGGAAAGGUUUGAAAGAGCCUACUGGUCCUUCUCAAGGUCACUGCAGCUUCCAGGAUAUUGUGACAAAGCACGUGAAUAUCAAAUUAAAGCCAUUGUGGAGUUUACUCGACAGCAAACCUGCGAUGAUGGUGCAUCUGACAACUUAUCUCUUCGUCCUGUGAUCAGUUUGGAUGAACAUCUCCCAAUUCCAGCCGAUGUUGAUGAUGAUCCCUGUCAAUACCGAGUCUGGUGA
Penicillium daleae is the source of this 852-nucleotide messenger RNA. RefSeq lists its product as uncharacterized. The record is from RefSeq and is a predicted model, not a curated record. Lineage: Eukaryota; Fungi; Ascomycota; Eurotiomycetes; Eurotiales; Aspergillaceae. The coding region runs from base 1 to 852 and encodes 283 amino acids. Gene Ontology annotation, molecular function: protein binding. The transcript has a single exon.